CUAUAAUCAUUUUGUUUUCACAUUAUUUGAUCCGAUGUAUCCGAAAGGAUUAUAAAAUAAAAUCAAAUUAGGCGAAAUCAGUUGUUUACGAAAUGACGUUUAAUCAUAAUUAAAAUUAUUAAUAAUUCAUGAAAAAAAUAUUUAAAUUACCUUGGGAUAUUGGCUCUUCGUGAUAAACUAUGAAAGUAAUUCAUUAAAUAGAUAACUUUUUUUAUUGAUUAUAAUGAUUAAGAAGUAAAAUUAUAUUCUUGACUUGUAAAUGAAACGGAGCGGAGAUUUAUUUAAAAAUGGAAAAUUAUCCAUAGUAUAAACAAUGAAAUUGUUUACAUACAUUGUAAUGUAGAUAUUAAAUAGAUUGUUUUGGAUAUGUAAAAUGGGUACAUUCGUUGUUUAUGGUCCAGUGAACCAAACAAUUACCAGUUACAGUUUGAAUUGCGGUAUUUUAACAUGAAAUGGAAAAGAGAUAUAUAUUUAACUUGAUGAAAUAUAACUUCGAGGGAAAUUCAUUUUACAUGUCCGGUUUUAUUUUGUGAUCAAAUUCAAGUGUAUAGAUAAAGGAAUAUUUUUGUCGAGAUGUGGAAUUAUGUUGUUUUACUUAUUUUUCAAGGGAUGUACUUGGCACAAACACAGCUACUCACAACAGAGUUGUAUCAACAUCUAUUUAUGAAUACCAACUAUACGAUAGAUUUGUUACCAGUUUGUAAAAAUGGCGGAAAUGUUACAGUUAAACUGCAGACGGCCCUCAGACAAGUUAUGGAUGUGAAUGAAAGAGAACAGAUUGUAACAGUAAAUAUCUGGUUCCGAAUGAAAUGGAAUGACUGUCGCUUUCAAUGGAAUGCAUCAGACUUUGAUGGAAUCACGAGUUUAAAUGUUCCGUAUGCCUCAGUUUGGGUGCCAGAUAUAACAUUAUACGACAGUGCGGCCGACGAAGUUAUGAUGCCAGGGAGAGAAAAUUACAGAGCUACAAUUAGUUCUGAUGGAUCUGUUUCAUAUAAUUUUCCCACAGUUUUAAAAAGUGUUUGUCGGAUCGACGUAACUUACUUCCCCUUUGACACUCAAGUCUGUAGGCUGACGUUCGGGUCGUGGUCCCAUAAUGGUUUUGAAAUGGAUGUUGUGAACUCGGCAAAUGAAGGUGAUCUCGCUACGUACAUUGAACACAAUGAAUGGGAUAUUGCAGCGUUCCCUGUUAUCCGCCAUGUUCUUCAAUACAACUGUUGUCCUGAACCAUAUCCAGAUGUUACUUUUUAUCUUACGCUCAAGAGAAAAUCACAAUUUUAUGUUUUGACAGUUCUGUUUCCUUGUAUUUUAACAGCAUCAGUUGCUGCAUUAACAUUUAUCUUACCUCCAGAAUCAGGCGAAAAAGUGUCACUUGGUGUGACAGUUCUAUUAUCUCUAGCUGUAUUCCUAUUAAUGGUUUCCGAACAGUUACCGGCUUCUUCCGAUACCUACCCAUAUAUAGGGAUGUAUUUUGCCUCAUCGAUGACUCUAGUAGCGUUGUCAUGUUUUAUGACAGUUAUAGUAUUAAAUCUACAUUACCGAGGUGAAAAUGGCCGAAAGGUUCCAUCUUGGGUUCGGAAACUUAUAAUAAAUAGACUAGGCGUGCUUGUGUGUAGCGAGAAAAAUACUCAUAGAUUUUAUAAAUCACACAGACAAUCCACCAACAAUUCAGCACAGGUGUCACCAGAAAACAUUAAACAGGAGAGGAAAACUGGAAAUGGUCACGUGCCAAAUGGUGAUAAUAAUGAAAUCACCUUCGUUUCAAACCGGACCAAUAAAGACUUAUUAUUGCACAAUCGAGACCCAAUAUCUGGUUACCUUAGAGAACAGUCAACGGUUUUGACCAAGCUUGAAAAGCAUGCAGAUAAAGACCAAGAGCUUUUAAACAAUAUUGAUGAAUGGCACGAAGUCGCUUUCAUUAUGGAUAGAUUUUUUCUUUUUUUCUACAUUUUUACAACAGUGUUGACAUCAAUAAUUUUUCUGGCGAAAAUGACAGAAGAUGCUUGAUUCUGUAGAGAGGACUUCAAUAUUUGCCAAAUACUGCGUUUAACUUACGUUGGCGUAAAACUAAUGCUAUCGAACGAACAUUAAGGCGGAUAAUGUGUUCUUUUAAACUCAUUGCGUUGUAUUGACAACUCCAAAGCAUAAAGAAAUUACUGUUUUCGCUUAACGUAAUUCAUACAAGUUGAUUAGUGCUAUACGAAGGGUAUUCAUGAUAAUGAGGUUGCAGUUGCGCAGUACUUUCUGAUCUAAUACCGGAAGUGUUAUGACGUAAAGAAUUAAUAAUCAACAAUAACUGUCAAUAGUGUCAUUCUAGAGCUGUACGGGGAUUCAAUACAGUUUAAGUAUACAUUUCAGCUGACAAUAAAGUUUUAAAUUUCGUUGAAAAUCAUAUGUAUAUGUAUCAUGAUUAGUAUAAUGACAUCAAACGUGUAUGCUUUAAUUUAAAUCAUCAUGUAUUUAUUUAUUAUUAUAGCUUAAAAUAAUUAUAGUUGUUCAGAUUUAUUACGUUAUCGUUUUCAAAGUUAUUUUCAUUGUAAAAGUGAAAGAAAUGGGAAUUUCAUAGUUAAGUUUCGACAUCUGACGUAACUAGUACUUUUUCG
Molecule: messenger RNA, 2600 nt
Organism: Mytilus trossulus (common blue mussel)
Lineage: Eukaryota; Metazoa; Mollusca; Bivalvia; Mytilida; Mytilidae
Product: neuronal acetylcholine receptor subunit alpha-10-like
Exons: 8
Coding region: 574-2004 (476 amino acids)
Biological process (GO): signal transduction; nervous system process; regulation of membrane potential
Cellular component (GO): postsynaptic membrane; neuron projection; plasma membrane
Molecular function (GO): transmembrane signaling receptor activity; acetylcholine-gated monoatomic cation-selective channel activity
Source: RefSeq, a predicted model, not a curated record